Mercenaria mercenaria is the source of this 1695-nucleotide messenger RNA. RefSeq lists its product as uncharacterized. The coding region runs from base 412 to 1695 and encodes 427 amino acids. The transcript is spliced from 4 exons. The record is from RefSeq and is a predicted model, not a curated record. Gene Ontology annotation, molecular function: DNA helicase activity. NCBI's taxonomy places the organism in Eukaryota, Metazoa, Mollusca, Bivalvia, Venerida, Veneridae. Gene Ontology annotation, biological process: telomere maintenance; DNA repair.
UCUCAACUAUCAAAACAAUAAUUAUUAGAAGGUAGAAAGUCUGCUAUAUGCCCAUUUGCCAAACAUUGUGGAACAUAGGAUAUCGUCGUUUCGGCGACUCAGACGCAUUCUGACGGCAUAUCUCCAUAAUUAUCAUUCACUUUAAUAAAAAGAUCUGUAAUUCCACUGUUUACCUAAUUCAAUUCCAUCGAAUGACUAUAUUAUAGCAAAAUAUUCAUCUUUCACGGUAUUUUUGACUUGUUGGAAGCCAUCUUGGAGUCUGCUACCUGUUUUGUAAUACGCGAUCUGAUUGGACGAGCGUUUCAGGCUAUUUGGUUCCCGGCGUCUAUCGUGUUAACAACAAAAGAUGAGAACUGCAAAGCGGAACCAAUACAUUGUAAACAAACAAAAGCACAUGUUUCCUUAAAAAAAAUGUGCACUUUAAACGAGGAUCAACGAAACGUAGCGACAUUGGCUUUAAAAGGCCACAGUAUCUUUAUUGAUGGCUACGCUGGUACAGGCAAGACUUAUUUAGUGAAAAAUAUUUAUAAUGAUCUUACAAGCCUUGGUAAAAAUGUUGCAAUUACAUGCACCACUGGUAUUGCCUGCAUGAAUUUUGACCCAGCUCUUAAUGCCUCAACAAUUCAUAGGUGGUCUGGUUUGCAUGAUGGCAGGUACAGCUCAACUGAAGUUUUAGCUGUGGUCUCAAACAAUGAAACUACAAUGAACAGGAUCAAGCAAACUGAUACACUGAUUAUAGAUGAAAUUUCUAUGCUGAGUCACAAGUUAUUUGAUCAGCUGCAUAGUAUAUGUUCACUAAAAGAUGACAGGAAGGCAUGGGGUGCUAUGCAAAUUAUUUUGUCUGGCGAUUUUAACCAGCUUCAUCCAACACCAAAUAAAGCGUACAAUGAUGAAGGCCAAUUUUGUUUCAAAAGUGUGCACUUUAAGAAGUUCCAUAGACUGACUUUAAACACAGUGGUUAGACAAAGUGAGAAACAAUUUAUAGAUAUGAUCCGCAAAGUGUCAACUGGUAUGAACAUAUCUGAAGAUUUAUGCAGUUACAUUAAAACAUUUGAGAGGCCAAUUAACGAUGAAAAUAGUGUCAAACUUUUUUCUAAAAAUGAUCUGGUAAACAGAUAUAACAGGAAAUUAUUGAUGAAUCAGCCAGGAGAUAUAUAUGAAUACAAAGCUACAGACACUGGUGACCGUAGCAAGCUACAGAAUGUUAGAGCUCCAGGGAUACUAUGGAUUAAAAAGAACUGUCCAGUAAUUUUGAUUAGGAAUCUGUCCCAAACUUUGGUAAAUGGUCUCCAAGGCAAAGUUGUAACAUGUGAACCAGAUGGUCCAACUGUGCACUUUCCAAAAAUUAAAUCCACUCUGAAGAUAAAGAAGAUCUCUUUUACUGUUUUCAGUCCAAAACAGAAUCAGACAGUGGCCAACUGGGAACAGAUUCCACUGCUUUUAUCUUAUGCACUAACAAUCCAUAAAUCACAAGGAAUGACCCUGGACAGUGUACAUGUUGAUUGUAGGGAAAUUUUCCAACCAGGUCAGCUUGGAGUAGCUAUUGGAAGAGUACGCAGUGGAAAAGGUUUACAGGUUCUCAACUUCAGUCCUAAAGUUUGUUUUCCACAACCAGAAGACAUUACACUCUUUAAAACAGAACCUCCACUUGUGGUUUGUGAUGAUCUAUCAUGUUGCAGAAUAAGUAACAGCUAA